This is a messenger RNA of Gongylonema pulchrum, 2145 nucleotides long. Lineage: Eukaryota; Metazoa; Nematoda; Chromadorea; Rhabditida; Gongylonematidae. The record is from the annotation of a GenBank genome assembly.
AUGACUCGAUUCGACGUCAGUGCGAAAAUCAAUUUUUAUGUAAUUUAUUUCGAUGGUAAAUUGCUGCUGAUUGGCAUUUUCGACCCGAUUCCGAAUACACGCAACGAAAAAUUGGUUGCAUGUGACGUUUCUCGUGUAAAAUAUUGGAUUGGUGUACGUGACGCGUACAUUUCGCCACCUCUUCUGGAAUUGUUGGGUCUUUGGGGCGUAUUACCAAUACAUCCUAAAACAUUCAUUCGCGCACGGCACAAUCGCGAGGAGCGUGAGCAGGCGCAGAUAAAAGCAGCAGCAGACCAAAUUGCCACCACAUCGGUAUCAGAAGAAGCAGAAAUUGAUACAAAAGCGGCAACAACGCCGAGCUGCGAGCAACAACAAAUCAAGGCCAAUCAAAUCGGUGAAGAAACUAAAAAUACAGACCCCAAUAGUAUCUGUGGAGAAUGUCACGAGAAUGUCCGCAUAUCGCUACGCAAUGCGGGAAAUCAUCGUGCUCAAUCGCCCGAAUCGCUGUACAAAUUUGAAACUGAUACGCAAAAAUGUGAUCAUAUGCAGUCUCAGAUGAUGCCGUCACCAGUUGAUUUUUGCAAUUCGCAACUUCUUGAUGUAACCUUCUCAUCUGUUGCUGUACUACCGAAUCGAACCAAUACGUUGCCUUACGUUUUGCUGAAUAUUUCGGUGCGAGUGGAUAAGCCCGUUUCACAAGUGUUUCUUCGAUUAGAAUGCCUAGAAGCGCCCAAUUUCGAGGACGACUACUGUCACAACCAUGAGGAGCAGCAUCGACGAUGGGGUCGAAUGAUAUGGCCAUGUCGUUCUUUGUCGCUGCUCGAGCUCGAUCUCAUCCGCUAUCCAUACCACUUCAGUUAUCCGUGCUUUCGGCUUUCUGCUUAUUCACAGUAUCGGCUGAAUGUCACCCUCACACCGAAUUUAUGCCAGAAAUCAUUUAUUGUAACGAUACCCGAAGAAGCGCAGCUACUCCCUGUCAUUCGCCGUUUUUAUCAGGCUGAUGCGGAAGUGGAUAUUGCCAACUGGUCUCCGCUGGCGUUCGUAGAUCUUUCCCUCAGCAAUAGACAGCCAUGGUCAUCAGUGGUACCAGUUUCUGUUGAUUUAUUCCAAAUUACGGAUUCUUUGCUAACUCAUCUUGCCACAGUCACCAUCAGCGCCGCUUCCGCCGAAUACAGAUGGAAGGAUGUUCCACGUGGAAAUUACACAGCCUAUUUAUACGUGAACAGGCCAGGCUGUAAAAUCGUUUGUGAUCGUACUGAUAGCAGUGCUGCUGCUGCUGCUGCUUGUUCGGUGUGCCCGAAUACGCGGAUUCAUUUUACGGUACCGGAGGACAAAUUUUGGCUUCCGGUUGCGAGCGGAAACUUACCGCAUCGUGUGCUAACAUUCAUUGCUGGUAGUGCGUUAUUGUGUUUCGCUAUUUUGGCAACUUCUGUGGCAUGGCUUUUGGUGGUUUGGCGUCGUUGUCGUAAAACUAUUUCGCUGCGAGAAAUAUCUCUUUCAAAACGUGCUUCGGUUUUUUUGGUUUAUACCGAUGAUUGUGAUGCUCAUGCUGCAGCUGUUGCCACACUGGCCGAAUUACUCAAAAAUUAUGCGAAUGCAGACGUGUUCCUCGAUCAAUUUGAAUUGAAAUCUGCAGAUACAGUUCCAGCAAGAUGGUUCAUUGAGAAGUUGGGAACAGCUGAACACAUCGUUCUGAUUUUUUCCGAAGGAACCAAUGCCAUUCUGGGUGGACGAACUUUGAUCCAGCGGCAACCGUUCCCGGAAUUUUUCCCUACUGCUAUCAAUUUUUUAAUCUCGGAAUGCAACAAGGAUCUGACUGGACAGCCUGUGAUGCCAUCUCCAAAAGUAAGCACACGCUUUGCUUUCGCCUAUUUCGUUUAUUCGCCCCCUUCUGCGAUUCCUGCAGAGCUAAAGGCUUUACCCGUGAACAUUUUUAAGAUACCUGCGCAGGUAGAUAAAUUGAUUUCCUGGUUGCAUAAUCAACCCCUAAAUGUGCCUUUGGAUAUCCAUGUUGAUAUUUCGCAACUGCAAAGUGCGAUAAAUGAAUUUCUGCAAUAUCGUCGAGAAAAUCCUGGAUGGUUAGCAGAACGACUGCAGUUGAUGCAUGAGGUUUAUUUUGCUUUAACAUUAGGCUGUAUUAUGUAG